GCCCCGCGCCGACAUCCACCCGCUGGCAUGUACACUAGAAUGUGAAGGAAAGCUGCCUUCUGCCAAGGCCUGGGAGACCUGCAAGGAGAUGCUGCAGCUGACAAAACUGGACCUCUCUGAGGAUGGAAACGCUGCUCCAGGAGACAAAAAAGAGCUGGAUGAGAACCAUCUGCUUACCAAGAAAUAUGGGGGCUUCAUGAAGAGAUACGGGGGUUUCAUGAAGAAAAUGGAUGAGCUCUACCACCCAGAGUCAGAGGAUGAAGCUAAUGGAGAAGAGAUACUGGCUAAGAGGUACGGAGGGUUCAUGAAGAAGGACUCAGAUGACGAUGCCCUGGCUAAUUCCUCUGAUCUGCUGAAGGAGCUUUUAGGAGCAGGGGAUAACCCUGAAGCGGCGCAUUACCGAGGAAUAAAUGAAAAUGAUGGAGACGUCAGCAAAAGAUACGGCGGCUUCAUGAGAAGCAUAAAGCGCAGUCCAGAACUGGAAGAUGAAGCCAAAGAGCUGCAAAAGAGAUACGGUGGUUUCAUGAGAAGAGUGGGGAGGCCAGAGUGGUGGCUGGAUUACCAGAAACGGUACGGCGGCUUUCUCAAGCGCUUCGCUGAUUCCAUUCUCCCUUCAGAAGAAGAUGGGGAAACUUAUUCCAAAGAGGUCCCAGAGAUGGAAAAGAGAUACGGUGGAUUUAUGAGAUUUUAAUACCUUUCCCGUUAUCCCUUUUGUCCUAAAUGAGAGAGACUGCCUUAUUGGUCAUAACUUAUUGUAAUGUGUUGCUUGUACUGUACAGUUUUUUUACUGUCCUGGUUAAUGAUGCAACCUGUGAUCUGUUGUUCCAGGUCCUGUGUUCUUUCAAGUCAAAUAACUAAUUUCUGGUUUAGUCAAGUUUCAGUCUGUGCUGUAGUUUCCACGCUAAAAUGAUUUUGAUUACUGUAUUCAUUUUCUUUAAACAGGAGGUACAUCUACAGUAGAAUUGCUUUACUGUAUAUACAAUAAAUUCUUCAUCCUAACUGCAUCAA
Meleagris gallopavo (turkey) is the source of this 1008-nucleotide messenger RNA. Lineage: Eukaryota; Metazoa; Chordata; Aves; Galliformes; Phasianidae. The record is from RefSeq and is a predicted model, not a curated record.